AUGCUGCGUUUUUCUGAAAGGGACCUGAGUGAGAAUUUCAUCCAGGCCAUCCCCAGGAAAGCUUUCCGAGGGGCCACCGACCUCAAGAACCUGCAACUGGACAAGAAUCAGAUCAGCUGCAUUGAGGAUGGGGCUUUCCGUGCCCUGCGGGGGCUGGAGGUCUUGACCCUGAAUAACAACAAUAUCACUUCCAUCCCCGUGUCCAGCUUCAACCACAUGCCCAAGCUGCGGACGUUCCGUCUGCACUCCAACCACCUCUUCUGCGACUGUCACCUGGCCUGGCUGUCACAGUGGCUGCGCCAGCGCCCCACCAUCGGGCUCUUCACCCAGUGCGCUGCUCCGGCCCAGCUCCGCGGCCUCAACGUGGCCGAGAUCCAGAAGAAUGAGUUCAGCUGCUCCGGACAAAUGGACCCGGCACAUGCCCAGCUCUGCAGCCUGUCCUCUGGCUCCUGCCCGGCCAUGUGUGCUUGCAGCAACGGCAUCGUGGACUGUCGGGGCAAGGGGCUGACGGCCAUCCCUGCCAACCUGCCCGAGACCAUGACCGAGAUACGCCUGGAGCUCAAUGGCAUCAAGUCCAUCCCCCCAGGCGCCUUCUCCCCCUACAAGAAACUGCGGAGGAUAGACCUGAGCAACAACCAGAUCUCGGAGAUCGCUCCCGAUGCCUUCCAGGGGCUGCGCUCACUGAACUCCCGCAGAGUGGUGCUAUAUGGCAACAAGAUCACAGACCUCCCCAAGGGUGUCUUCGGGGGACUUUUCGCCCUGCAGCUGCUGCUCCUCAAUGCCAACAAGAUCAACUGCGUGCGGGCAGACGCCUUCCAGGACCUGCAGAACCUCUCGCUGCUCUCGCUGUACGACAACAAGAUCCAGAGCCUGGCCAAGGGCACCUUCACCUCCCUGCGAGCCAUCCAGACCCUGCACCUGGCCCAGAACCCCUUUGUCUGCGACUGCAACCUGAAGUGGUUGGCAGACUUCCUCCCCAAAGAGCAGUAUUUCAUCCCAGGGACGGAGGAUUACCAGCUCAACAGCGAGUGCAACAGCGACGUGAUCUGCCCCCCGAAGUGCCGCUGCGAGUCCAGCGUGGUCGAGUGCUCCAACCUGAAGCUCACCAAGAUCCCGGAGCGCAUCCCGCAGUCCACGGCCGAGCUGCGCCUGAACAACAAUGAAAUCUCCGUCCUGGAGGCCACUGGCAUCUUCAAGAAACUCCCACAUCUGAAGAAAAUCAACCUCAGCAAUAACAAGGUGUCAGAGAUCGAGGACGGGGCGUUCGAGGGGGCAUCCUCUGUCAGCGAGCUGCACCUCACCGUCAACCAGCUGGAGUCUGUGCGGAGCGGCAUGUUCAGGGGCCUGGACGGGCUGAGGACCCUGAUGCUGAGGAACAACCGCAUCAGCUGCAUCCACAACGACAGCUUCACGGGGCUGCGCAACGUCCGCCUGCUCUCCCUGUACGACAACCAGAUCAGCACCAUCGCGCCGGGCGCCUUCGACACGCUGCAGUCCCUCUCCACGCUGAACCUGCUUGCCAACCCCUUCAACUGCAACUGCCAGCUGGCCUGGCUGGGGGACUGGCUGCGCAAGAGGAAGAUCGUGACGGGGAACCCGCGGUGCCAAAACCCCGACUUCCUCCGGCAGAUCCCGCUCCAGGACGUGGCUUUCCCCGACUUCAGGUGUGAGGAAGGUCAGGAGGAGACCAGCUGCAUCCCCCGGCCCCAGUGCCCACAGGAGUGCACCUGCCUCGACACCGUCGUCCGCUGCAGCAACAAGCACCUCAAGGCCCUGCCCAAGGGGAUCCCCAAGAACGUCACGGAGCUCUACCUGGAUGGAAACCAGUUCACUCAGGUCCCGGGGCAGCUCUCCACCUUCAAGUACCUGCAGCUCGUCGAUCUCAGCAACAACAAGAUCAGCUCCCUGAGCAACUCCUCCUUCACCAACAUGAGCCAGCUCACCACCCUGAUCCUCAGUUACAACUCGCUGCAGUGCAUCCCUCCGCUGGCCUUCGAGGGCCUCCGCUCCCUCCGCCUGCUGUCUCUCCACGGCAAUGACAUCUCCAGCCUCCCCGAGGGCAUCUUCGCAGAUGUCACCUCCCUGUCCCACCUAGCCAUCGGGGCCAACCCCCUGUACUGCAGCUGCAACCUGCGCUGGCUCUCCAGCUGGGUCAAGACGGGGGGCUCUGCGCUGCCCUGGGGGGCUGGCUGCCUGCAGGACUGUCCCCGGCUCUGCACACCGCAGCGCCCCACCAAGCGGGACGGGGGCAGGGACUGCGAGGUAGCGCUCGGCGGCUGCUCUGCCAACGGGGGGACCUGCCAGACCCAGGAGGGGGAAGGAGCUGGGUUCAGGUGCCUGUGCCCGGUGGGCUUCGAGGGCCCGAGCUGCCAUGCUGCCAGCGACCCCUGCAAGGGGGAUUUCUGUGAGCAGCCACCGGAUUUCUGCGCAGCCGAGCUCAGUCCAUGCCAGCAUGGCUCCACCUGCAUCUCCACCAGCCAGGGGCCCAGGUGCGAGUGCGUGCCAGGCUACGUGGGGACCAAAUG
This is a messenger RNA of Eurypyga helias (sunbittern), 2525 nucleotides long. Its product is annotated as slit homolog 1 protein-like. Gene Ontology annotation, molecular function: Roundabout binding; heparin binding. The record is from RefSeq and is a predicted model, not a curated record. Gene Ontology annotation, biological process: axon guidance; negative chemotaxis. The annotation marks the transcript as partial. Lineage: Eukaryota; Metazoa; Chordata; Aves; Eurypygiformes; Eurypygidae. The transcript has 28 exons.